Molecule: messenger RNA, 4602 nt
Organism: Penicillium atrosanguineum
Lineage: Eukaryota; Fungi; Ascomycota; Eurotiomycetes; Eurotiales; Aspergillaceae
Exons: 3
Coding region: 1-4602 (1533 amino acids)
Biological process (GO): regulation of transcription by RNA polymerase II
Cellular component (GO): mediator complex
Molecular function (GO): transcription coregulator activity
Source: RefSeq, a predicted model, not a curated record
AUGAAUCCCGCUCAGUUCACCAACCCUGGCGGGGGCAUGCCUGGUGCAGUCGCGCCGGGCAUGCAGCCGCCCAAGAACGAGAAUGCUCAGGCCAUCAUGGCCCAUGUCGCCCAUGUCUUGUCGAACCAAGGACCGUACACUGGAUGGAAGGCUGAGGUUCCGAUCAAGAACCGGGCGAUGAACGUUUAUCAAAUGAUUACUUCCCUUCGUCUCAUCCAACCUCGGAUCGAUAUCAACCAGGCCGCCCAGGCCGCGCUGAGUUUUGAGCAGAAGUCCUUCCAAAAGGCCAACGAACGUGCCGAAUAUGAUAAGGAAUGUAUGGAGAAGCUACUCCACAUCAAGGAUACUCGACAGAGACAGGCCGCCGUCGCGAUACAAAGUGGUAUGUCCCUCCAGGGAGGUGCCAUGCCGAACCAACCCCAGGGUGCUUUCCCGCAACAGAUGAAUCCGGCCAUGCAGACGUCGCCCAUUCAGAGCCAGCCACAGAUGGCGAUGGGAAUGAACAACAUGAGCCAGCAGGCGGCAAUGCAACAGCGUCGACAACAAUCGGCCGCGAUGCUUCAGCAACAACAACAGCAGCAGCAGCAGCAGCAGCAGCAACAACAACAACAACAGCAGCAACAGCAGCAACAGCAGCAACAGCAGCAGCAGCAGCAGCAACAGCAACAACAGCAGCAUCAACAGCAGCAACAGCAACAGCGAGCCCAGCAACGCCCCGGCAAUGGCGCCCCCCUCCCCGAUGAUCUGAAUACCCUCUCCCAACAAGAACUCGACCAUGUGGCCCGUCUGGCUUCGCAAAUGCAGUCGAAGACCUCGCCCGAAGACAUGGAGAAGAUUAGGAUGAAUCUGUCGAACAUGAAUCCAGAGCAGCAGCAGUACUUGGCUCGAAAGAAUCUAGAUCCGUUGACCUAUUUCUUCCGCUCGCAAGCACUGAAUCAACUGAGAAGGCACCGUCGCGCUCGCAUGGAGAUGGGUCGUGGCCAAAUACCUAACCAAGAUGGAAUGAUGGCUGGUGGUGAUCCUAUGAACAAUCCUCAGAUGUUCCAAAACAUGAUGAACCUCCAACGCAACUCCGCCUUUUCCGGAAGCCCCGGCCAGAGUCUUGAUCCUUCGAAUCCCUUCAUCGGAACUGUAAAUGUGGAGAAUAUCCAAGGCCAGCAGGCAGACGGGUUGCGAUCGCAGGAAGCGGGCCAGCUGGUUGUCCCCGCCAGCUCGUCACAAAUGAACCACCAGGCUUUUCCAAAUCAGCAGAACAUGUUCCCACAGGGAAUGGGUCAGAACGGCCAAGCCAACAUGAACGGAGCCAACGUCAACCCUCAUAUGUUCAACCAGCAGCAGAUGCAAAACAGCAACCAGUUUCAGUCCCAACAGUCCCAAGCCCAGGCUCACGCACAGGCUCGUGCUCAAGCAGCCCAGAAGGCUCAGAUGGCGAUGUCAGGACAUGGUGGUCAGGCAAACCCUCAGUCGCAACCCCAUAUCCCCCAGCAAAGCCCGGCGAUGCCAAUGUUGAACCAACCAAUGCCUGGUCAGAUGUCUCCAGCUCAAGUCUCUGCCCAAUCUCGACCUCCGUCCCGUCCACCAAACAUGGGCCAACAACCUGGCAGUGUCUCGCAGCCUGGAAUGCAAGCUAGACCGCAGCUUCCUCCGAAUCUUCCCCCACAGAUCAAGAACCAGCUACAGCAGAUGACCAACGAGCAACUAAAUGCUUUCUUUCUGAAUCAGCAGCGCCGCGCCAACUUGGCAAACAACAUGGCUCGAGGUAACGCCCCUCAGCCGCCUGGCUCUCUUCAGCAGACUGCAUCGCAACCCGGUCAGAACCCGGCAAUGACAACUGGACAGAUGGCAAACAAUCGUAUGAGGAACUCGAUGAGCAUGCAACCGGGCAUGAAUGCAGGACAGACCCAAGCACAGCAGCUUCAAGGUCAGCAGCUGACGCCGCAGCAACAACAACAACAGCAGCAACAGCAACAGCAACAACAGCAACAACAACAGCAGCAGCAGCAGCAACAACGGCAACGGCAGCAAGAGCUCCACCAGAUGCAACUCAUGCGCAACCAGAACAAUGGGAUUGAGAUGAACCAGGAGCAAGUCAAACAAAUGGACCAGGUUCCCUUCCCGCCGUCCAUUAUCAGCAAUUCUUCCUCUCAGGUGCCGAAGACCAUCAAGACCUGGGGCCAGCUCAAGCAAUGGGCCGCUUCAAAUCCACAAGCCUCGAAUGGCGUCGAUCUGCCGAAACUCAUGACUCUUCAAAAACUUCAUUUCGCGCAGGUUGUCAGUAACCAGGCUAAGGACCCCAAUGCACAGGGUGCGGGACUUCCUUUCAAAGGAGUUCAACCCCAGAUGGCAAACACGCAGAGCGGCACACAAAAUUUCCAGCCCGCCCAGCCGCAGCCUCCUAUUAACAUGCCAACCAUGCGCCCAAUUACCGCUCAAGACGUUCUUAUGGCCCGUCAAAAGCUGGGGCCUAACUCUGUAAACUUCACCGACGAUCAGAUUCGCGAGAUCUUACGCAACCGCCAGAGACAGAUUCUCAUGCAAGCUGCUCAGACUCGAGCACAGAUGACAGGAAACAUGCCAUCGGCUCCGAACCAAUCAAUUCAACAGCCUCCAGUCUCUGUACCCCAGCCCGGCCCGUCGGCGAAGCCUCCGACACCACAUCAGCCCCAGGUACCAGAUCCUGCGAAGGCGCAGACUGCAGCCGCAGCCAAGGCAACCAAGGUGCCGCCUGCCAAACAGGCCUCGAAGAAAAGACCUAACGCCGAUGAAACUGCCGAGACUCGCGUCACGGCCAUGCCUCAGCAGCCUCAACCCGCAGCACCCCCUGGCGGGCCUGCUAGACCUGGUGCUCAGUUCACACAGGAGCAAAUUGCCCAGAUGAGCCCGCAGCAGCGUUCACAGGUCGAGGCUCAAAUCCGUCGACAGCAAAGUGUGCAAUUCCGUGGCUCAGUUCUCAACCGGGCGAUGGCAGAAGAAGCCUGGAACAAGAACCUCCCGGCCAAGGUCAUGGAGGUUUACACCGAAAUCGCCAAGAACGCACCUGCUUCGAAGCCCAUACCUGUUUCUCCAGAGCAGAAGGCAAUCAUGACUCAGCAGUUGCGUGAUUCUUUGGAUGUGCUUGGUCGAUUGGAUGUCUUGGUGUUACACGGAUUUCCCCGGCUGCAAGGCCAGGAGAAGAACGUGAGGAAUCUUCUUGCCAUGCGAAUUCAGUUGAUGCGGCAGUUCAAACCUUCAGCCGAAUGGGUUAUCAACGAGCAGUUUACAAUCACUCCGGAUUAUUUGACCGGCUCUAUUCUUUUCAUUCGAAAAUUAUUCCAGGUUAUGAUGCUUCGUAUGAACCAGCAACGGUCCAACGCCAACCAACAGCAACAACAAGCUGCUUCCUCGGGUCCUCCGAGCACACAGCCUGGCACAUCUGCAUUGAACGCGACCAAUCUCCAACAGCUCCAGCGGCAGCAGGAAGAAGAAGCUCUCCAACGAGCCCGUCGCGCCUCUAGCCAAUCUGCAAGUGUCGCGCCAGCGCCAUUUGGAGCGCCGUCUCCCUCGGGAGUUCCACACGCUUAUGGCCCCGGUGGUCUUGCUCCCGAGAAGCUGAAGCUUCCUCCGCCUAAGAAGAGAAAGCAAUCCCAUGCUGGUCCCAGUGCCUCUCCCGUGCAGGCCAGCGCUACCCCCGUUGCCGCUGCGAAGUACAAGCAGGACGUGGCAGAGGCCAAGUCCCAAGCCGCAGCUUUAUCUCGAGGAGGGCCGUGGACGUGCGCUAUUGCCGAGUGCCCACGUCACCUUCAAGGCUACACGACCCAAACCGGGUUGGAGAUGCACAUGAGAGCCGACCACAUAGCGGAGGAAGAAGAGACGCCUGAGGACGUUAUGCAGUAUUAUCUUGACAGCAUCGACCUUGGCCUGGGCCUUGACCCGAAGACCUUGCAGGCCAAGGCGGCCGCCACAGCAGCUGCAUCUGGUCCCAACAAGCUUAGUGUAGCCUCUCCUGCCAAGCCGGCUCCGGUGACCCCCACCGCUACCCCUAUGUUGCACGCGGCUAGCGUCCUGGGAGCCAAGACUGCUUCUCCUGCCAUAUCCACCCAGCAACUCACUCCUGGCCGGGCUGGCAAGAAUGUCAAGCCUUCACCGGGCAAGGAUAACCAGAAGGAUCUCAGCAAGGUUGAUGGGCUGAGGGAUCCGUGGGCGGACGCCCCGAUGUCUCUGGAGAAGAUCCACGACACCUUCCAGCCCAUAUUUGCGGAAUGCCGACGCCGCGAAAUGGGCUACGACCCCUUCGAAGAGUUUAUGAAUGCCGACAUGUUCUCUGGAGAACAGUCCGACAGCACCCCCGACUCCUUGGAUGUUGCCCUAGCGACUCAGACCCCCGAGGACAAAAACAACCCCGACACCAAGGAAUCCGUCAAAUGGCCCGAUUGGAUGCCCUGGGAUGCCGAAUCACUGGAGGCAUCGGCUGGGUGGAUGGCUAUUCCUCCUACCAUCGCUUUGGACGACCAGCUUCUCACUGGUGGUGCGGAGGCCCUUCAAGUUGACUUCGAGCGUCUCCAGCGCAUGCACCAGGAGUCGAAGAAUCUCGACAGCGCCCACCUUCCCAUUCCUGCCUUGUGA